AUGUCUGAUCUAGUCUUCCGACACAGACCCGCAGAUCUCCUUGGGGAUCCCUUCAUGGGCUCCGAUCUAGACCCAGUCAUGCCCGCCUCUGGCGAUGCCGCCAAGAGCGAGGAUGCUGUCAAGGGCGAGGAUCCCCCCGCUCUCUACUCAGAGACCAGCAAUGACCAGCCUGUCGUCACCAACCCUCUGGCGAGGGAGCCUAUUCGACCUGAGGCCGUGUGUGUUCGCACAACCUUCCAUGUCAAUGUGGACUGGCGGUUGGGCGGAUCCUUGGCGACGGCUUCCAACAUAGUCGGCCAGAUUGGAAGAUCCAAAUUCCUCGCAGGCUCGCACUGCGAUUCGCUCCAGCAUCACUCUAUGUCGGUUCAGACUGUCGAGAGUGAGCUCACGGCCCCCGAAAAGGUGACUGCGACAAAUCCCAGAAUCAAGUAUCCGUCGGCAAAGUUCCACGAUAAGUGGCCAGGGUCUGGUCUUCGCCAUGAUGACCCCUAUUUCGCCAACUACUGUGCUGGUCUGACUACGCUCUGCCUGAGAAAGGUUGAGCGCCAGUGCUUGGGCCAAAAUGCUCUCCAGGAACUCCUCAAACACACCGGAAAGGCAUUUCUUCUCGGCGAGGGCACCGGAGGCAUGAUGGCCUGGCUGGCCACCGACGUCGAGCCUGAUCUUGUCGCCGGAGUCAUCGCCAUUGAGCCCGUGGGCCCUCCUUUCGGCACAACGACCCGCACGGCAGCAAACGGCCACCGCAUCUUCACUCAGAACGUACGACGGGUUGAGGGGGUUCGGAUCUACGGCCUGACUGACAUUCCCCUCACCUUUGAUCCCCCAGCCAGCUUCCAUGCGGGCGUCUCGGCUCCUGAUCAAGAGCUGCCCCUCGACAUUGAAGAGCGACUGAGACCCGACUUAAAAGGCAUUUGCUACCUGCAGCGCAAUCUCCACGAAGACGAAGUUAUCUUGAAUCGUGAGACCAGUAAACACGAAAUGUCAGACCGUAUUCGAUAUCGCGAGCUCUACAACCUCAAAAAGGUUCCUCAAGCCGUCGUCACGGCUCACGCGAGCUCCCACAUCAUGUAUGACUGGAUGACCGUGUCAUUCAUGGUCCAGGCCGGAGUUCCCGUCCAGUGGAUCAAGUUGGACGAGCAUCAGAUCUUUGGCAACGGACACCUCAUGUUCCUCGAGACCAACAGCGAUGACAUUGCCCGUCUGCUCACCGAGUGGAUCUACAACAUGACGCCCGAGACCUUCCGUGGCAGUCUUCCGCGCCCCGUCGCGCCUCCUCAUUCUCGACAAGUCCAUGAUCCACCCCAGGAGCCCGCCGAGCAGGCGACCGCUCGCCUCCCGAGUGUUGACCUAAUGGGCGGUGUGGAAUCCGCUCACCAUAACGAUCAGUCCCUGGGCACUCAACCAGAUCAUGUCACCUCAACUCAGCCUGAGCAUGUCGAGUCUUCCCAGCACGGUGUUCAAUUGCCCGGUGUUGAAACGGGUCAUGCCGAAUCCGUUCAGCUUGAACAUGCGAACACUCGUGUCGACAUAGCCCAAGUUGAACAUGCGGACACUCAUGUCGAUUCAGCUCAGUCCGAGGAUGCGAAGGCCGCUCACCACAACCAUCAGUCAGUCGGUCUUCAAGAGGAUCACGCCGACUUGGUUCAGACUGAGCACGUUGAGUCUCGCCACCACGAUGGUCAGUCGCCUGGUGUUCAAGCGGAUCUUGCCGACUUGGUUCAGUUUGAACAUGCAGAGACUCGUGUCGAUUCAGCCCAGGUUGAGCAGCUGGAUAUUCCUCACCACAACGAUCAGCCACCCGGUCCUCAAGAGGUUCAUGUCGGCCCAGCUCAGACUGAGCAUGAGGAGCUCCCUCAAAACGAUCAGUCGCCCGGUUCUGAAAAUGAUGUCGACCUAGUUCCGUUUGAGUAUCCGGAGACCCCUCAUAAUUCUGCUCAGAACUCUUCCGACCAGUCGUAUGAGCCCUCUUCAAGUUCUGGUCCCAGCGGCGACUCUUGGGGUUCUCGUCACAGCAACCAGUCCUCGGACUCUCAUCACGACAACCAGCCUGCGGGCUUUCGUCAGGACAACCAUUCUCCCGACUCUCACCGAGACAAUCGGUCUCCAGGCUCCCAGGGCAAUGGUGGCAAUCCAGGACAGUCUGAGCCUACAUCUGACAUCUCCUACAUCAACUCUUCCCCAUCUCAGAGUGAUGACAAGAUUGUGAUUUCUCAGCCAGCUGUUACUCCCCAGAACUCGACCCGGAGCUCUCUUGGCUACUCGCAAGGUCCCUCUUCCUCUUCGACCCAUGAACAAUCUACAAACAAACGACCCGCUCCGUCGUCUUCUGGUCGACGCUCCCUUGCAUCCAACCCGGGCAGUUCUCCUCCCGCCACGUCAUGGGGACCUGCUCAGAAGCGUCCUCGGAUGUCCACAUCUCCCCUUGGGUCAAACUACACCCCUUCUGCUACCAAUGCGACACCCGGAGGCUCUUGGUAUACUGAUGAUAGUCCUCAGUGGGAUCGAGACCAGAGCGUCGAGUCGCCCAUCACGAGCCUCGCCAUGUUGCGACCCGCUCACCCAGCCGGGCCGGUUCAGCUGAGACCUCGAGUCGUCACCACCCUCAGUUCUCCCGUCAUCGUAAGCCCCCCUCCUGUGGGUUACACUCCUCACAAAGAGUUUGUGCGAGCUUAUGGUUUGGUUGGUCUCUCGCCUGCUCAGGAGCAGCCUCGCAGUGCUGCCAGGGACGCCCGGGGUCACUCUCCUCGCGACCAGUCUACUCAAGGUCACCAGACUCAGAGUUAUUCUACUGAGAGCCAUUCUACUCAGGACCAUGCUACUCAGGGCUAUUCUACCCAGGCCAACUCUACCCAGGGUCGUUCUGCUCACGAUCACACUGCUCAAAGUUCCUCUACUCACGGAUACACUACUCAAAUCUACCCUCACUCGGCAGCUCGCUUUGAGUGCCAGCCGGGCACAGCUGAGGAGUCGAUCGCCGCAAUGGCGAGAGUCAACAAAGCCCGACUCGCCUCCAACGCCAGCCGCUCAGCCGCAGCAGCCGAAGAUGUGCAUUUCUCUCCCUUUAAGCAGCCUCGAAUUCUUCCAGGCAGCCAGAUGAGCCAGCUCAAUGGAACAAACAACACCGAAGAGGCUCCACAGGCCACGACUCCCGCGCCAGCUGCACAGCCUAUCCCAGAACGCCCCAGCACUCCUGGGGCUCCAGGCUCGGAGACGGAGGAUAACUGGUUUAGCAUGUUUGGUUGUCCCCUUCGUGCGACACCUCCCAGCCCCUCGCCGGCUCCUAGAGGCUCGUCUAACCCGGCGUCUAGCAACGCGAGCCGAGGCUCCCCUGUCCUUGCUGGGUCCAGCAAGCGACACGCUUCCAAGUGA
Fusarium keratoplasticum is the source of this 3369-nucleotide messenger RNA. RefSeq lists its product as uncharacterized. The transcript has 3 exons. The coding region runs from base 1 to 3369 and encodes 1122 amino acids. NCBI's taxonomy places the organism in Eukaryota, Fungi, Ascomycota, Sordariomycetes, Hypocreales, Nectriaceae. The record is from RefSeq and is a predicted model, not a curated record.